AUGGACAGUAUUAUUCAAGGACAAUCUCGCGGAGCACAGGUUGGCCAAAAAGUUAUCCUUCCAGCUUCGUUUAUUGGGGGUCCAAGAGAUAUGAAAAGACGAUAUGUGGAUGCAAUGGCUAUUGUACAAAAAUUUGGCCGACCAGAUAUAUUUAUUACAAUGACUUGUAACCCUGCCUGGUCAGAAAUAAAAGAAACAAUGUUACGUACAGAUGAAGCUCAUAACCGACCAGAUCUUCUAUCAAGAGUAUUCCAUGCAAAGGUGAACAUUUUAAAGGAAGAUUUAUUCAAAAAACAUAUAUUUGGAGAGGUCGCAGCAUAUACUUAUGUUGUGGAAUUCCAGAAACGCGGACUGCCGCACAUUCAUAUGCUUAUUAUCCUGCAACCGAGAUCAAAAUUAUAUUUCACAGAUUCGUAUGAUCGAAUUGUGGCAGCUGAAAUACCAGAUGAACACGAAAAUAAACAUCUGUUCAAUAUGGUUCGAAAACACAUGAUGCACGGUCCAUGUGGAACAAAAAACCCAAAGAAUGUCUGUAUGCAAGGCUCAUUUAUGAGAAGAUGCAGAAAUAGUUAUCCAAAGAAAUGGGCCAGCAGAACAACUCAUGGAAACAACACUUAUCCAACUUAUAGAAGAAGAAACGAUGGCAAGAAAAUUAUUGUUCGUGGACAAGAGCUGGACAACAGGUGGGUAGUCCCCUACAACCCUUAUUUACUUGCAAAAUUUAAUUGCCACAUUAAUGUUGAAAUAUGCUCUACUGUUAAAGCUGUUAAAUACAUCUAUAAAUAUAUCUACAAAGGACAUGAUAAGAUACAUUUCCAAGUUAACAAUGAUAGUGAACCAACAGCUAAUAACCAACAAACUCAGAUUGAUGAAAUCACAGAAUACCAAUCUGCUAGAUGGGUAUGUCCAGUUGAAGCUAUAUGGCGUAUUUAUAGAUUCUCAUUAUCUGAAAUGUAUCCUGCAGUUAUUCAUCUUCAGCUACACCUUGAGAACUUUCAAUGCAUGACUUUUAAUGAAAAUGAAGACUUACGAGAUCUUCUGCAAAAUUCUUUCAGGAAAAGAAUGAUGCUAACGGAAUUUUUUCACAUGAAUGCUACCGAUCCAUUAGCUAAACAUCUCAAAUGUACAUACAAAGAAUUUCCAGAGUACUUUGUAUGGUAUCCUGGAAAAAAGUAUUGGGCAGUUAGACAACUAAAAGAUAGUAUUGGUAGAAUAGUUAGCGCCAGUCCAACAGAGGGUGAACGUUACUUUCUUAGACUGUUACUUACUCAUGUUAGAGCGCCAAUAUCUUUUGACGACUUGAAGACAAUAAAUGGAGUUCAUGUUGGUACAUAUCGACAGUCAGCUAUCUUGAGAGGUUAUUUUGAAUCAAAUGAUUCACAAGAACAAUGUAUGGAAGAAGCUGCUUCAUAUCAUAUGCCACACAGUCUACGCAGAUUAUUCGCAACUUUAUUGGUUUAUUUCCCACCAGCAAGUCCUCUUAUUUUAUGGAGCAAAUUUGAACAGGCAAUGUCUGAAGACUACAAUAGAAUGUAUACUUUACCUGCUGAACAGGUUAGACUUAAAGUACUACACCAGAUCAGCAACUUUUUAGAUUCAAUGGGAAAAGACAUCAACAGCUUUUGCUUAGUGUCUACAACAUUAAGGUUCCGAGAUAGAUACACAAAUACAAGAGAUACCUCAAGUGAGCUAAAUAUUCAGGUAUCAGAAACAGAUUUAUUAGCCGCUACACAGCUCAAUACAGAACAAAAAGCUGCUUUUGAUCACAUAAUGGAUGCUAUAUUUAUUAAACAAAAAGGAUGCUUUUUUAUUGAUGGACCUGGAGGCACAGGAAAAACAUUUCUAUACAAAGCUUUGCUAGCUACCAUAAGAUCAAGAGGUUAUGUAGCCCUUGCAACUGCAUCAUGUGGAGUUGCAGCAUCUAUCUUACCCGGAGGACGAACAACGCACUCGCGCUUCAAAAUCCCUAUAGACAUGAAUCCAACUAAUAUGUGUAAAGUUAGCAAACAAAGUGCUUCGGCAAAUUUACUUUGCCAAGCAAAAUUAAUUCUUUGGGACGAAGCACCAAUGACUCAUCGACAUGGAAUUGAAGGAGUUGACAAACUUCUAAAAGACCUGAUGAAUUCUACAGAACUAUUUGGAGGAAAAGUUAUCGUGUUUGGGGGCGAUUUCAGACAAGUCUUACCCGUAGUCACAAAAGGAAUCAAAACAGAUUUCAUCGAAGCAAGUAUCAUUAGUUCCUAUAUUUGGCCACAACUCACAAAACUACAUCUCAGCCAAAAUAUGAGAGCCAUAAGUGAUCCAGAGUUUACUGCUUAUCUCCUUCGAAUUGGAAAUGGAACAGAGCCACUGAUUGAUGAUAUCAACAUUCGCGUGCCAGACAAUCUCCUCAUUCCCUACACUAACGAAGAUGAGUCCAUCAACAUACUCAUAAACUCUGUUUUUCCAGAUCUUACAACUUUUAGUAAUCAAAAUUUUUCUUUGGUAAACAGAGCAAUACUUACAACGAAAAACGAAUUUGUUGAUGAACUAAAUAGCAUUCUUAUAAAAAACUUUCCUGGAGAAGCACAUGAAUAUAUAAGCCGCGAUAAAUCCAUUAUAGAAUCAGAACAGGCAGUCUUAGAAGAUUUCCUUAACAGUUUAACUCCAAAUGGUUUCCCACCUCAUAAAAUUAUCCUAAAACCAAAUACACCAAUAAUUCUACUAAGAAAUAUUGAUCCUCCGGAAGGUCUUUGCAAUGGUACCAGGCUUAUAUGUAAAUCUUUAACACAAAAUGUUAUACAUGCUAUUAUUAGUUGUGGUGAAUUUAUUGGUAAAGAUGUGUUUCUUCACAGAAUUUGUUUUCGAAUAGAUAAUGAUGCUGAUUGCCCUGUUCCUUUUGAAAGAAUUCAAUUUCCUAUUCGUUUAUGCUUCGCAAUGACCAUUAACAAAGCUCAGGGUCAGACUUUAGAUUAUGUUGGAUUAUACUUACGCGAGCCAGUCUUUUCUCAUGGACAAUUUUAUGUAGCACUGUCUAGAGCUAAAAAUAGUACAUCUAUUAAGAUACUGAUUAGACCUCCCACCUCUAAUACUAAAUCAUACAAUGCCACACAAAAUAUAACAAGCAUCAUUGAAAGAAUUCCUGUUUCACUCAUGGAAAGGAAAAUCAGCAAGGUCAAUGAAAUUGUGCCUAAUACGCAGCACUGGACAGCUAUAGUUGAAGUGUUUGACAAACAAAAAGUUCAGAUAUCAAAGGCUGGAAACAAAUACAAAAAAUUGGUUCUGGUUGAUGACGAGGGAAACAAAGUGGAUGCUAUCAUGUGCAAAUCUGAUAUAGAAUUCUUCAAAGAUCAUUUCCAGCUUUACAAAAGAUACAUGGUAUCAAAUGCACGAGUGGAGCGAACACAAGUAGAAUUUCGAACUCAUGAGAAUCAAUGUAACUGGAUAAUCGACAACUCCACUGUUGUUGAGGCUAUACAAGAAGCAAAUCCUCCGCAGCUUCCUCUGACAAUCAACUUCAUUCCUUUCAAGAAAUUCCAUCAAUAUAUAGAUGAUAACACAGAAAUAGGUGUUGUCAGUGAAGUUCAUCUUCGUACCUACAAAGGAACAACACCAAAGAGAGAGAUCGUACUCAUCGAUCAAAGAUGCUUCAAAUCUGUACGUUCUAUUCCACAGUGGCCAAUUGUCUGUGUAUCUUGCAACACGAACGUCCGAGUCACUCCAAGAUGUCGAUUAACUGUGCAAUUGGAAGAUUACACCGGAAACAUGACUUUGGAUAUCUAUGGAAAUGAUGCUUCCCAAUUGCUUCCUUUUACAAUACAAGAGAUUCAACAACAAGAGCAGCAGAACGCACUUAAUUAUGAAGCAAUAGAAGAGAAUAUAAGCAGCAAUAUAAUAAUUUGCUUCGUCAAGAAGAUUGCUACAAACUAUGCCACUGCUUCAAAUUAUGCUCCACUAACCAACGCCAAAUACUCAGCCAUUAUGGUACACAAACUUCCCAACAUGACCAGCACUUCACAGAGCAGCUCCAGCGGCCUUAGUGGAGAAAAAAACACAACAAGAAUGCUCAUCGACUCUCCACCACACCCAGAAACAACCGAAGUUGCACAUACACCAGAAUCUUCAACAAAUAUAGACAGCAAUCUCCUGACCGCACUCAAACUGACAGAGAGCCCCAUCAAAAAACAACGAACCGACAACUACAACAAUUAG
Coffea arabica (coffee) is the source of this 4191-nucleotide messenger RNA. RefSeq lists its product as uncharacterized. Gene Ontology annotation, biological process: telomere maintenance; DNA repair. Gene Ontology annotation, molecular function: DNA helicase activity. Lineage: Eukaryota; Viridiplantae; Streptophyta; Magnoliopsida; Gentianales; Rubiaceae. The record is from RefSeq and is a predicted model, not a curated record.